AUGCCGACAGCGACCGCAGCUGCGCCCGCAGACGGCGCCGAGGACGGGUCAGCGGGCGAGACCUCCGCCGUACCGAAUGCUGAGAGUGGACCGCUUGCAGCGCCAGUGGUGGAAGCUGGGGCACCAGAGGCUUUGAGGGAGCCCACCAGUGCGACAGGCUCGCCUGUGGCCCCGGUCGUCUUUGGCGAGGAGCCAUGGCGAGCUCCCUUGGUGGCGGCCUUAGAGAAGGCGCAGCGGGAUGGCAGCGUGGCGUUCCAGUCCGCCAGGUCGGCCGUGGCCAGCUUGGAUCCAGAAUUUAAGGCGCUGACCCUGCACCAGGUGCGUUGCCUGCGCGAUGAGGUGGUGAAGGUGGAAAAGGUGGAAACCUUGCGCAUGGCUGUCUCCAUGAUCAAGGAGGUGAAAGUCAUGAUCUCGGACUUGCAGAGUGUCAGCGUGCAGGCCGCAGACGCUGAGCCCGACGCCGACGCUCCGAUGCCCGACCGAAGCGCCGCCGAUGCGCCGGUCGCGGCGCCCGACGCAGCCGAGACGGCGGGCGAAACGCCGGUGGUGCCAGUGCCAAGUACGACAGUGGUGGUGGUGAAGGCCACCAUCAGCCCGGAGGAGCGACAACAGAAGGAGCUCCAGUGGCGACGGCACCUGGGCCGCGCCUUCCGCGAGCUGAAGCGCUCGGAGCACGUCCGCGCGGCGUUGGAGGUGGCAGCGCCCGGCGUCCUGGAGAAGACCGUGGCCGCGGAGGCCAAAGUGGACGUUGAGAAGGAUCCCACCAUCGAAGAAGAGGAGGACAGCGACUUGUUGUCACUGGGUUUGGGCCCGGAACACGUGAAGCGCCUCCACGACGAGCUGGUGCGACUGCUGGAGCUGGCGGAGAAAGGCGCUGCGAAGCCCCGUGCCAUGGUGCGGGCGAUGCAGAUGCUCUACUUGGCCGACUCAGCUAGCGAGGCCAUCGCUUCGCUGAAGCCCGAGACUGCGGACGAGGAAGCACUGCAGCAGCUCUCCGAACGUACAGAGGAGUUUGCUCCGGCGCUGGAAGCCAUGCGCUCGUUGGCCGUGGACCGAGACGUUUUCUCGCACCUGGCAGAUGAGUGGGUGGAAGAGCAUGGCGAGGUCCAUCACUCCGAAAGCGAGGCCUCAGAUCUCAACAAGGAACUGGGGAAGAAGGAACCGGCGCCAGUCGUGCUGCCUAGUGGUUGGCGCAUGGAGUGGGUGAAGAGAAAAAAGAAGGAGAUGCGCGAGUUUGUGGACCACGAGGGGAAUCGCUAUCGAAGCGUCCGGGAGGUGCGCGCCGCUCUGUUGGAGUACGAGGCGCGGCAGGCCGCCCUCCAAGCAGCCCAGAAGGCCGCAGCGGAGGCAGCGGCCGCGGCGGCAGCGGCAGAGGUGGCGCCCAAGAGGCGCCGCCUACGUGGGAAGUGCUCAUCUGCAGCUUACGGUCUUCCAGGCGCGGCUGGCGUCGCGCAGAGCAUGGCCGCAGCGGCGCCGGCUCGCGUGGCCGCAGCGCCGGAGGAGGACUUCGCCGAGGAGCUCAUGAAAGCUCUUGGCCUCCCACCGGACACUCCAUCCAAGUCUUCCACGGCGCCACCAGCACCGUCUUCUUCCGCCACGGCCGGAUCAAAGACACCGCGCACGGGGUGCAAGGUGCGCAUCCUCACCGAGCAGCCCGAGCUCCAAGGGAAGCUCGCCCGCCUCGGCGACCUGCAAGCGUCCAGCUGGGAAUGCUUCCUGGAGAGUGGUGGAAAGGUCCUUUGCAAAGCCGAGAGCUUUGAGAUCCUUGAGGAGCCCAAUGUCGCCAAGCGCAAGGCUCCCGACCCGCCGAACGCGCCCGUGCGGCGCGGCCGGCGGCCGGGCCGCGGUCGAGGGCAGGCUCCGCCAGCUCAGUUGGACGAGUCUGACUGA
Durusdinium trenchii is the source of this 1890-nucleotide messenger RNA. The record is from the annotation of a GenBank genome assembly. Lineage: Eukaryota; Dinophyceae; Suessiales; Symbiodiniaceae.